AAAUAAAACGAGAUUUUGCUCACGGUCGUUUAGGGGCAUUCAGUUACUUUCUCUCUCUGUGGCAUCGUCGUUUGGUUAGGGCACAAAACCCCUUUUCGGAUCGGGGGAACAAAGCCUCGCCGGCGAGAUUCCCGAGGCUGUUCAGUCGGCGAUCGAGCACCGGCGAAAGCGUCGAAGAUGAAGAUUUUCGUGAAGACUCUGAAAGGAACGCACUUCGAAAUUGAAGUGAACCCCUCAGACACGCUUUCUGAAGUAAAGAAAAAUAUAGAAACUGUUCAGGGUGCAGAUGUCUAUCCUGCUGCACAGCAAAUGCUUAUUCAUCAAGGGAAAGUUCUAAAGGAUGGUACCACUUUGGAGGAAAAUAAAGUAGCUGAAAAUAGUUUUAUUGUAAUUAUGCUAUCAAAGACUAAGAGCUCAUCUGGUGAAGGAUCUACUACUUCAACUGCACCUUCAGCUAAGACAAGUGCACCUCCUGCUUCAACCUCUGUUUCCUCUGCACCUCAAGCUCCUGCUGCAACAGUGGCAACGCCUCCACCUGUUACUGCCCCAGCUGCUACACCUGCAGCAGCUCCUGCUCCCUUAUCUUCAGGCCCCGCUGUGGCUGGGUCUGAUAUAUAUGGGCAGGCAGCAUCAAAUCUCGUUGCUGGAAGCAACUUGGAGGAAACAAUUCAGCAAAUCCUUGAUAUGGGUGGUGGAAGCUGGGAUAGGGAUACUGUUGUCCGAGCCCUACGUGCUGCUUAUAACAAUCCCGAGAGAGCUGUUGAAUAUUUGUAUUCAGGCAUACCAGAGCAAGCUGAAGCUCCACCUGUUACUCGAGUGCCUGCAAGUGGACAACCUGCAAAUCCAACUGCUGCUCCACAAGCAGCGCAACCAACAUCGGUUCCAUCUAGUGGACCUAAUGCUAAUCCUUUAGACCUCUUUCCCCAGGGACUUCCUAAUGUUGGUUCUGGCGCUGCUGGUGCUGGCACUUUAGAUUUUCUGCGCAACAGUCAACAGUUCCAAGCCUUGCGGGCUAUGGUGCAGGCUAAUCCACAAAUAUUGCAGCCUAUGCUACAAGAGCUUGGCAAACAAAAUCCUCAUCUUAUGAGAUUGAUUCAAGAGCAUCAAGUUGACUUCCUUCGCCUGAUUAAUGAACCUGUUGAAGGCAGUGAGGGGAAUAUACUGGGACAGCUGGCUGGGGCCAUGCCACAGGCUGUGACUGUCACCCCUGAGGAGCGGCAGGCAAUUGAACGUCUCGAAGCAAUGGGUUUUGAUCGUGCAACUGUGUUGGAGGUGUACUUCGCUUGUAACAAAAAUGAGGAACUGGCUGCCAACUACCUUUUAGAUCACAUGCAUGAGUUUAAUGAUGAAUAAUUAUAUCUCUGUUGCAAUUUGUCAAAUAUUUGUUAUGUUUCCUCUUCAUGGCUAUUUCUCUUUGUUAUGUAAUGAGGUAAUGUUUGAUAAUGACAAGUCUCGAAUGGACAAGGAAUAUUUUAAUCACCGAAUUAUUGUCCAUGAACUCAUCUUUUCUUAGAAUUUUUCUCAAUAUAUAUAUAAUCUUUCAAACCUCCUUAUUUUUGAGGUUUU
Molecule: messenger RNA, 1566 nt
Organism: Abrus precatorius (Indian licorice)
Lineage: Eukaryota; Viridiplantae; Streptophyta; Magnoliopsida; Fabales; Fabaceae
Product: ubiquitin receptor RAD23c-like
Exons: 12
Coding region: 178-1353 (391 amino acids)
Biological process (GO): nucleotide-excision repair; proteasome-mediated ubiquitin-dependent protein catabolic process
Cellular component (GO): nucleoplasm; cytosol
Molecular function (GO): proteasome binding; ubiquitin binding; damaged DNA binding
Source: RefSeq, a predicted model, not a curated record